CUGGGGUAUUUCCGUUUUGCUCCCACUGUUACUGGCUUGCUGGUUACUUGGUCUUUGUCCCGGGACCUGCUCCUAGCGGGAGCAGCAGGGCUGAAGGACGCAGAGAUGGAAAGUGACACGGUCCACUUCUGCACAGAUAACCAGCGUGUCUCCCUGCAUCCCCGAGAGGUGGAUUCUGAGACAGUGGCUCCAGCAGCCCCCAGGAUGUCAAGGCUUGUUGUGGCCACCCUGGCUGUGAUCCUGGUCUCCUCUCUUGUGGCUCUCUUUGUUGUGGCUCUCCAGUCCCGAAGCCCUGCACCGGGGGAUCAUCCUUCCUUCCAAGAGUUUAAAGCCAUGUUUCCGGGAGACAACACUACUGGCCAGUCACCUGUGGAGCCCCGCAAUCAUCAUUAUUUUGACAGCAUAGCAGGAAUGCAAGAGGUGAUCCAGAUGUUCAGAGGGCAUAUGGAAAAUUCCUACACUUGGCAUGAAGAGAUCCAGAUGUUGAAGUACAGAGUGGACAAUGUCAGUUCUCAGAUCCAGACACUUGGCAGUCAUCUGGGAGAUGCCAGGGCUGACAUCCAGAUGGUAAGAGGUGCUCUUAAGGCCGCCAAUACCUUGAGCUCGCAGACCCAGACAUUAAACAGCUCCAUGGAGAGGGCCAAUAGCGAGAUUGAGAGGCUGAAGGGAAGUCUACAAGAUGCAAAUGCUCUAAACACCCAGGCCCAGAUCUUUCUGCAGGGCAGUUUAGACAACACCAGUGCUGAGAUACAGGUGCUGAGAGGUCAUUUGGAAAGGGCAAAUGAUGACAGUUCCGUUUUAAAAAGAGAGUUGGAAACUGCCACUGCCCAGAUCCAAAUAGCAAGUGGCCAUCUGGAACAGACGGAUGCUCAGAUCCAAGAGCUAAAAUCAGAGCUGGAAAAUGCCAGUACUUUAAAUUUCCAGAUUCAGGUGUUAAAUGGUCAGUUGAAAAAUGCCAGCAGAGAGAUACAGACCCUAAAAGAAGGAAUGAAGGGUGCUGCAGCCUUAAGUUCCCAGACUCAGAUGUUAGAGAGCAAUUUGCAGAAGGCCAAGGCUGAGAUGCAGAAGUUAAAAGAGGAUUUGGAGAACACCAAGAAUCUAACUGCAAAAAUCCAGGAGGAGCAGAGUCGCCUGGGGAAGCUCUCUGCAACCACUGCUUCACAGGAGCAGCUACAGAGCACCCAAAAUCAACUACUCCAGCUGAUCCUGCAAGGCUGGAAAGCCUAUGAGGAAAACUUGUAUUACUUUUCUCACGUCAAGAAGUCUUGGCAUGAGGCUGAGCGGUCCUGUGUGUCCAAGGGAGCCCACCUGGCAUCGGUGACCUCUCAGGAAGAGCAGGCAUUCCUGGUACAGUUCACAAGUAACUCCUACCACUGGAUUGGCCUCACUGACAUGGGCAUGGAGGGCACCUGGCGCUGGGUAGAUGGGACACAGUUCAAUAAUGCUGGGAGCAAGGUGUUUUGGGACAGAAAUCAGCCAGACAACUGGAGGCACAAGAAUGGGCAGACUGAAGACUGCGUCCAUCUUCGCAGCUUGUGGAAUGACAUGAACUGCAAUAGCCCCUAUCACUGGGUCUGCAAGAAGCCCAUGGGCCAGCAGGUGGCAGGCUAGAGCUGAGGGAGCGUCCCAGCUGCUGUGGCACCUGAAGGGCCUCUGAAUUCAGUCUGUUCCCUAGGUCUUCCUUUGGCCUUUGUGUUUCCUGCCAUGUCCUUUCACUUAAGCCUUUCUAGCUUGGUUACGUCAUGAGAUCCAGCAGGAUCAAUGGCUCCUCAAAGGGAGAGCCUUGAUGUACCUUUGUAUUCCCUCAGUCACCAGCCUAAGCUGCCAAUAAAGACUCCCUGAAUGAAUGGAA
Messenger RNA from Marmota monax (woodchuck), 1852 nucleotides. RefSeq names its product C-type lectin domain family 4 member F (gene Clec4f). NCBI's taxonomy places the organism in Eukaryota, Metazoa, Chordata, Mammalia, Rodentia, Sciuridae. The record is from RefSeq and is a predicted model, not a curated record. The transcript has 7 exons. Bases 106 to 1611 code for a protein of 501 amino acids. Gene Ontology annotation, molecular function: signaling receptor activity.